Molecule: messenger RNA, 3010 nt
Organism: Thrips palmi
Lineage: Eukaryota; Metazoa; Arthropoda; Insecta; Thysanoptera; Thripidae
Product: LARGE xylosyl- and glucuronyltransferase 1-like
Exons: 13
Coding region: 410-2533 (707 amino acids)
Biological process (GO): protein O-linked glycosylation via mannose
Molecular function (GO): glucuronosyltransferase activity; xylosyltransferase activity
Source: RefSeq, a predicted model, not a curated record
GCGCCGCUUCGCCGCUGGCGCGUCCCGGCGAUGAGAAAUUUCCCGUUCAGAACACAAUGUUUUGUUUGUUGUGGAGGCGGUGAAGGCGGAGGUGUUCUGUCCUGGUUGAUAAAUUUGAUUUAGUCGCAACAGCAGUACCUUUUUUGCUCAAUACCAUUCAUAUCCAGCAGUUGAGUAGGUACCUACGCAUCUACCUCACUUUCAUUGUAUAGAAUGUGUUGAUGCACUGUCAAGAGUAGGUUAUGUCCUUGUCGUCUGGUUUGAAACAGGACCAUAGAUUAAAACCUUCCCUUUCGGUAGGUUUUCUUGGAUAGCUUUCUCAUUGCCUUUCAAAAUUAGUCGAAGGCGCUUUCAGAAUGGGCUUGUGUGGUCUGUGGCUAGACACUGGCUGAGCAGUUUCAUUCUCGGAAUGACUGCAGCCGCAGUCAUUUUCUACUAUGUUCUCAACGAUCAUAAAGGUGGAGAUAUACGCACUGGGCCUGGAUCAGCACUUGCGGAGAAAAUCCAAAGUAUACAGGAAGAAAAUGAUAUAUUGCGACAACAAGUUGGAGCAUACAAGGCGGAAAUAUCAUCACAUCUGUUAGAUGAAGCUCACAAUGGUCCUCAGGGCGCUGAUCUUCAUCCUCGUUUGGUGCCUGCGUCUUCUGGUGGCCCUUGUUCUGAUAAGGAAUCUUACAUCCCAAAAUGUGAAGUCGUCCAUGUAGCUAUUGUAUGUGCAGGAUAUAAUGCCAGCCGAUCAGUUGUUACCCUUUUCAAAUCAAUUUUGUUCUACAGAAGAAAUCCAUUACAUUUUCAUCUUUUGGCUGAUUCUGUGGCCCAAAUAGUCUUACAGAAGCUCUUUCAAACAUGGAGUAUUCCACAAGUGGAAGUAAGUUUUUACCUAGCUGACAGUGUAGUGCCAGAUGUGUCAUGGAUCCCAAAUAAACACUACUCUGGAGUGUAUGGGCUCAUGAAACUCACAUUGCCAAAGGUUUUGCCAAGCUCUCUACAGCGUGUCAUAGUUCUUGACACAGAUGUAACAUUUGCAACUGAUAUCGCCGAAUUAUGGAAAUUGUUUUCUCAGUUAAAAGAAAAACAGGCUAUUGGACUUGUGGAAAAUCAAAGUGAUUGGUAUUUAGGCAAACUAUGGAAAAACCAUCGCCCUUGGCCAGCACUAGGGAGAGGGUACAAUACUGGUGUAAUUCUGUUGGAGUUGGGAAAGCUGAGAAAGAUGGGCUGGGGUCAGUUGUGGCGUCUGGUUGCCGAGAAGGAUCUCACUACGUUGCUGUCUACUAGUUUGGCAGAUCAAGAUAUAUUUAAUGCCAUAAUCAAGACCCAUCCAGACCUAGUUUACAACCUACCCUGCCAGUGGAAUGUGCAGCUUUCUGACAAUACUCGGUCAGAGCUUUGUUAUACUGAAGUCACUGAUCUCAAAGUUAUACACUGGAAUUCUCCAAAGAAACUGAAAGUAAAAAAUAAGCAUGUUGAGUUCUUCCGUAAUUUGUAUUUAACAUUUCUUGAGUACGACGGAAAUUUAUUGCGCCGAGAGUUGUUUGGUUGCAAUUAUACUAGCACACAGUCUGCUGUAAAAGAACAUCAACUUAGUAUGUUAAAUGAGGAAGACCUAUGCUAUGAUUUACGCCGAGCCCAGGUCCGAUCUCUACGCACCCAUCUCUAUUUCCUUGACUAUCAGUAUGAACCCACUCCUGAUGGAUUUGAUGUAACCCUUGUAACUCAAUUAUCAAUGGACAGGUUACAAAUGGUGGAACUGCUUUGCCAGCAUUGGGAAGGUCCCAUCAGCCUAACUCUGUAUCUCUCAGAUGCUGAAGCGCAACAGUUUCUGUUGUAUGCGCUGAGUUCUCAGCUACUAAGUAGCCGCAAAAAUAUUGGAUUUCAUAUUGUUUAUAAAGAAGGAAACUUUUAUCCUGUCAAUUUAUUACGAAAUGUUGGUCUUCAACAAGUCGACACUCCUUAUGUAUUUCUGUCCGAUGUUGAUUUUUUGCCAAUGUAUGGUCUUUAUUCAACAUUGAAAAAAAGCAUUCAAUCACAAAAAUUACAAAAUGAAAAAAAGGCUUUGGUUAUCCCAGCCUUUGAGACGCAGCGAUAUCGCAUUACCUUCCCUCAAAAUAAGGCUGAUUUACUGCACAUGUUGGAUAUGGGCACUUUGUUCACCUUUCGUUACCAUGUGUGGACAAAGGGACAUGCACCAACCAACUUUGCUAAAUGGAGGACAGCGACAACUCCCUACAAGGUGCUGUGGGAAGCAGACUUUGAACCAUACAUUGCAGUUCGUGCCAGUGAUAUUCCUGAGUACGACACUCGAUUUGUUGGAUUUGGGUGGAACAAAGUCUCUCACAUUAUGGAACUUGAAGCUCUUGGAUUCCAAUGGGUGGUUUUACCCAAUGCCUUUGUUGUGCAUAUGCCACAUGCUCCUAGUUUUGAUAUUGCCAAAUUCCGUGGAUCCACUCAGUAUCGCAGAUGCCUUAAAGUUUUAAAAAGUGAGUUUGUAAAGGAUUUGAACAGAAAGUAUUCAAAACAUUUUAUUCUAGACUAAUGGCUUCUUGUUCACCAUCAUAUCUAGUCUAGCAAGAGACCAUGUGGUAAUGCAGCCUAAAUAACAUUUGUAUCAGUCAUAACUCCAGGCUGUUUUACUUAAUUUCCUAUUUUGAUUUUCCUCUAUGGAGGGAACUGGAACAAAUGUUGUGUUCUCAUUUUAUGUACUUUAAUUUAAAAAUAACAAUACCAAAGAUGCUGGCUGGGAGUAAAUGUUUGAUCUCAAUUUUUUCUUGCCAUGUUAACUUAAAUAUGAAUGUAAAGUUACAGAAUAUGGACUUUGACAGUACUCCUGUUACAUUAAAAUUAUAGUUAUAUUAUAGUAGUCAGUAACACCAUGUUUUGUUCUAUUAUUUCAAUCAUAUUUUUUUUUCGAUGUCAUUUGAACUUGUUUUUACAAUGUUUCGUAGUGCAUGUGUUCUUCUGUUUCUACUGCUAUUUUAACGUUUCAAUAAAGAAUUGUUUUAAUAAUUAAAAA